Messenger RNA from Phytophthora nicotianae INRA-310, 851 nucleotides. RefSeq lists its product as hypothetical. The transcript has a single exon. Lineage: Eukaryota; Oomycota; Peronosporomycetes; Peronosporales; Peronosporaceae. The record is from RefSeq and is a predicted model, not a curated record. The coding region runs from base 1 to 816 and encodes 271 amino acids.
AUGCUGAACCGUCGCCGAGGUAAGGUCGUGAUGAAGGUGGGGUCGAGUACUUACGAGUCUCUCGAUGGUAUGGACUCCGCCCAGCGACUUUCAUCUACAUCUAGAUCUAUGGGUGUGUCCUUGUCUAGUAGGAUCAUCGCUGCCGAGUCUCUCGAUAGCGCUAGUGACCCUUACAGAGAUGAGAUCCGAUAUACCAAUACGAUCUGGAUGGAAGGCGUUAGGUUAGCAUUGUAUGGCUGGGCGGUAGAUGGUAUUGAUGUUAGGCUGUUUGAUGUUAAGUCGCUGAUUGCGAUUGACUCCGCAUUCCUUCUUGAUAUGGAUCGUCAUUUGGAUACCGACAUGCGACGCCGAUACGAUUUCGAUCGAAACAAGUUCUUCGUUGAUAUAUUCUUUCCCUGGAGGUUCUUCAAGAAGAAUGGCAAUACCAGCAAGAAUGUGUAUCCUGACGAUCUGACAUUAUCAUGGAAAUCGUUUGUGGAUCAGUUUAAACGAUCGCCAGAGCUUUGGAUUGAGCGGUACUACAAGGAGAAGCGGAUCUUCAUUGGCAUGCACUUAGUAGGCGCUGUGAUGCAUUCACACUUAGAGUCUGUCGCACAUGGGUAUCGCUGCUUCGUGCCUCAAUCUCUGGAGUGUCCAUUCUGUUAUGAUGGGAUCGUGAGUCUAAAGCGCAUCACGAAUGAUACAGUACCUGCGUCAUUGGUUAAAGCAAUAGCAAACCUAGAACAGGUUCGCCUUCGUUGGCCUAAUAGUAAGCGUAGACGUCCAGGAUUGUUGAAAGACUUUCAAAAUUACCAUGAAUGGAAAAAAGCCGUUUAAAGAAUAAAAUAAAUCCUUUCCCAUUUUAGGCUAAA